Molecule: messenger RNA, 1974 nt
Organism: Paramormyrops kingsleyae
Lineage: Eukaryota; Metazoa; Chordata; Actinopteri; Osteoglossiformes; Mormyridae
Gene: mtrf1l
Product: mitochondrial translational release factor 1-like
Biological process (GO): mitochondrial translational termination
Cellular component (GO): mitochondrion
Molecular function (GO): translation release factor activity
Source: RefSeq, a predicted model, not a curated record
GUGCACUUUUAGUUUUAGGUAUACGGUAAUUUAUAGAACAAUUGCGCUUGCGCGACUAAGCAAGAUGUCAGCGCCCUUGCGUGGAAUAACGGUGUAAUUCACGUGCAUAUAAUUUCAUGUAGUGACAGAAUAAGACACUGAAUUAUUCGGUUAUCACUCGAAAACGUUUUUCCUGUAUGUCUAAUUUCGUGUGAUAUCUACCGCUGCAGUUUUUAGGUCGGAUUGUGUUUUGUUACAAGGGGUUUCCUUUGUAAUCCCGUGAUGUUCUAAAACGCCGUAGCCAAACUUGUCCUUAUGUGUAAGGACUUUCUAGAGCAAGGCAAAAAUGCGACCUUUCAAUACACAGAUCUUGCGAAGUCUUUCAGCCAUACGUACCUUUACUGUUUUUGGCGAAACACGAUAUACCCGCAUUUACUAUGGAGAUUUAAGAUGCAGACGAUUUCUGCACACCACAAAAGUAAAUCCCGCAGCAAGUGUGCUAUCUGCCAACGAAAUUUUUAAAAGGAAGUCGUUACAGGACUAUUUAAGAAAACUGGAGAGUGAAUAUGUGGACUGUUUGCGAAGUGUCGACUUGAAUAGUGAAGAUCUGAAAUGGAAAAGAAACAGAAUAACGCAUCUAACACCAUUGAUCGACUGUGUGAAGAAACUGGCACAGAAACAGAAAGAGUAUGAAGAAAUCCAAGCUUUACUGAAAGAUGAUGAUCUAGACAUAAGAAAACUAGCGGAAAAUGAGAAGAUAGCAUGCCAAGAUUCUGUGCAAGAUUUGAGAAAAACGAUCCUGUCGCUCUUGAUCCCUGCUGAGAAGGCCGACGACAGUGAUCUAGUGCUGGAAGUCACAGCUGGGGUAGGCGGGCAGGAGGCGAUGCUUUUCACCGCCGAGAUGUUCGACAUGUACCGGAGAUUCGCCAAUUAUCAGGGCUGGGACUUUGAAACACUGGAGUACAACCCAAGUGACACCGGCGGGCUUCGCCACGGCUCUGCGGCUGUCAGCGGACCACAGAGUUAUAAGACGAUGAAGUUCGAGGCCGGGGUGCAUCGGGUACAGAGGGUCCCCAAAACCGAGAAGCAGGGCCGCAUCCACACCAGCACCAUGACUGUGGCCGUGCUGCCGCAGCCCACAGAGAUCACAUUAACUAUUAAUGCAAAGGAUUUGAAAAUUGAAACCAAGCGUGCAAGUGGAGCGGGUGGGCAGCAUGUCAACACCACUGACAGCGCCGUGCGAAUCGUCCAUAUUCCCACAGGUGUUGUGGCUGAAUGUCAGCAGGAGAGGUCGCAGCUGAAAAACAAAGAAAAGGCCAUGAAAAUGCUACGUGCGAAAUUGUACGGCCUGCGCCUGGAAGAGGAGUCCAGCAAACGACAUCAAGCACGUAAAAUUCAGAUUGGUACUAAAGGUAGGUCAGAGAAGAUCAGGACUUACAACUUUGUUCAGGAUCGCAUUACUGACCAUCGGAUUGGGAAAACCCAGCAUGACGUGAGAGGCUUCAUGCUAGGCGAAGAUCUCUUGGAGGACAUGAGCAGAUCAUUGAAGCAGUUUUCUGACCAAGAGGUUCUCAUGGACAUUUUGGGUGAAGAUGGAGCAGAUGAAUAAUGUUUUGGCUGCAUAUUAAAAACAAAUGAAAAUGUUUGCCUUGGUAGCGUUAUUUGGAAAACUUUUUAAUUUAAGGCUGAGGGUUUGCGUGCUUACUCGGAUUCCUUGUGCUGCAUUUUCAGCGUCACAUGUAAGGGGAGGAGUGUGAUGGACUUAAGUGUUUAGGCCUGUACAGCACGCUAUACCCUCUAUACUGUAAUUGCACACAAUUGUUAUUUUUCCUUACUGCAAAGGCACACACUUGUUACUUUCCAUUGUAUUUUUUGCAGAAUGUAUGUGUGCGUAAAUGUUAUAGGUCUGUGUGCCUAUGUGUAUGUAUACUGAGUAUAAGCUACUGGACACCUAAUUUUCCUUCUGGAUAAAUAAAGUAUCUCUAUCUAUCUAUA